AUGGCUAAUGUAGAAGAAGCGGCCCGCCGGCUGUCAAAAACUGGGAGCACCCUCUACACUGUGCUGGAGCUGAAGAAGGGGGCUUCUCCCGAAGACGUCAAAAAGGCCUACAGGAGACUGGCCUUGAAGUAUCACCCAGACAAGAAUCCAGGGAAUCCUCUCGCGGCAGAAACGUUCAAGGAGAUCAAUACCGCCCAUUCCAUCCUGAGCGACCCGAAGAAGAGGAAGAUCUACGACAAGCACGGCUCUCUAGGGAUCUAUAUAUAUGAUCACUUCGGCGAAGAGGGCGUCAAGUACUAUUUUAUGAUGAAUAGUUGGUGGUUCAAGACGCUUCUCUUCCUGUGCUGUCUGCUCACCUGCUACUGUUGCUGCUUCUGUUGCUGCUUCUGCUGCGGGACACUCAAGCCUCCAUCUGAGGAAACGGCCAGAAGAAGGUUUCAGAACGCCCAGAAUCAGCAGCCUCCUCCGAGAGCAAGUGAGAGCCUGAGUUAG
Molecule: messenger RNA, 492 nt
Organism: Sorex fumeus (smoky shrew)
Lineage: Eukaryota; Metazoa; Chordata; Mammalia; Eulipotyphla; Soricidae
Gene: DNAJC5G
Product: DnaJ heat shock protein family (Hsp40) member C5 gamma
Exons: 3
Coding region: 1-492 (163 amino acids)
Source: RefSeq, a predicted model, not a curated record